UGGAGCAGUAUUAGAAGAGUAAAUAUUUUAAGAGAUGAGAUGCUGUAUACAACCAUAACAUGAGGUGGAGAAGAACACAACCACAUUACGCAGGGAAAAGUUACCUUAACUUUACUAUCAGGAUGUUUUUUACACAUAAAGGUGAAGAAAUACUAUUUUCCAGUAGGAUGGUUUCAGUAAUACAGUAAUGUAAUGAGAUUAUAUUAAAUGGUUUAAAUAUUAAAUUGCUUUCUCUUGGAAAUGGAUCUGAAAUGGAUUUCAGUCAUCGUGCUAUUCUCAGCUGUCUGUGGUGUAUCUGCGUAUGUUCCUCACCAGUAUCAUGUUGUAAAUGAGGGUAAAACCUGGACUGAAGCUCAGAGCUACUGCAGACAGAACUACACUGAUCUGGCCACCAUCAACAACAUGGAAGACAUUAACACAAUUCCAAAUGACAAACUUCUGGAAGCUUGGAUUGGUCUGGAAAAAGUGAAGUGGCAGUGGUCUCUGCAAGAAGAAAUGUUCUACAGGGAGCUGGACUACAGUAACUGGAAGAGUGGAGAACCAAGGGAUACAAAGGAGAUCUGCGUUCAAAUGGAAGCUGAUGGAAAGUGGAAUGUUAAAAACUGUGUUGAAAAACUUCCUUUUAUGUGUUAUGAAGGAAAAAAUGCACAUAGAUACAUAUUGAUUAAGGACAAAAAAAACUGGCGUGAUGCUCAGAGCUUCUGUAGAGAACGCUACACAGAUCUGGCCAGAGUGAGGAACCAGACUGAGAACAAGGAGAUAAAGAAUGCAGCCAAAGGAAAAACUGUUUGGAUCGGCCUGUUCAGAGUCUCCUGGAAAUGGUCAGAUCAGAGUUACUCUUCAUUCAGGUACUGGAAGAAAAACCAACCAGAUAAUUUUGGUGGAAAUGAGAGCUGUGUGGAAAUGCUCAAGUCGGGUCAGUGGAAUGAUGUAAACUGUGAAACAAAGUUACCUUUCAUCUGCUAUAAGGUAAAAAAAUGUACAUACAUAUUGAUUAAUGGGGCAAGGACCUGGAGUGGUGCUCAGAGCUACUGCAGAAAAUAUCACACCGACCUGGCCAGUGUGAGGAACCAGACAGAGAACCAGAAAAUUUGGGAUUUGAUUCAAAAUGUAAGCAGUAAACGUGUUUGGAUCGGCCUGUUUUACGACUCCUGGAGGUGGCCAGAUCAGAGUGACUCCUCAUUCAGAUACUGGGCAUCUAGACAGCCAGAUCAUUUUGGUGGAAAUGAGGACUGUGCUGCAGUGUCUAUGACUGACCAGCGUCACUGGUCUGAUGUGAACUGCAAAAACAAGUUACCAUUCAUCUGUUACAAGAAUAAGCUGAUCUUGAUCAAGCAGAAUCUGACCUGGAGAGAAGCUUUGGGAUACUGCCGGGUGAAUCAUGUGGAUCUGGUCUCAGUUCAGUCUGAGGAGAUCCAGCUCUGGGUGAAGGACGUGGCACAGAAAGCCUCCAUUGACCAUGUGUGGCUGGGUCUGCGUCACACCUGCACCCUCAGCUUCUGGUACUGGGUGAGUGGAGAGUCUAUCUGCUACCAGAACUGGGCUCCAGGUAACGGGACAGGAGGAGAAGACUGCAGCUCUGUAGAGAGAACCGGAGCAGUGCAGGCUAGAGGGGGUCAGCAGUGGGUCAGCCUGCCUGAGGACCACAAACUCAACUUCAUCUGCACCACCUAUGAAGACUGAAAACAAACUGUGGCCCAUCAUCUGUACCCAACCUCAGUGGAUCAGCAUUGCUUUCAUGUCUAUAUUUGCGUUUUUGUGCAGAUUUAAAAGGGUGAAAAGAUGUUUAUUAUCAUAUUCUUUAAUCAUAUACCUUAAGUUUUCUAACAAAAGCAAUUUGCAAUAUAUUGCUAUAGGAAUUUAAAAUGUCCAGACAUAAAAUGUUUUAUUUUAUUUAUUUAUUUUUUUACUUACAUCAUUAUAUUUUUAAUGAUUUCUCUUCUGUGUGAUUCAUCCUGAACAUAGAAUCAGGAACUAAAAAUGACUGACUGGUUCACUGCUAUGUUAAAUCUGUUGCCAGAGAAGUUCCAGCAUGCUGGCCAUAUAUAAAGGCUAUACCUGAUAAAACGGUACUUUUUGAAAAAACAUACAACAAAAACAGAAGACUUGCGCAUAUUUUAUAGUCUUAUAACAGCUUGACUUAUCAAUGUUAGUGCAUGUAGCAAUGUUUUAUCACAAGCCGUGGGCAUUUGUCCUUUUUUUGAAUGUAUGAAUUUUGAAACAAAUAUUUGAAUCCCUGAACAAAAUUAUUAUUGUCAAUAAUAAACACAGAUGAAUGAGAACUCUGAAGCAACUUUAAUAAUGCACGUAUACUGAUUCAUUUCACUG
Colossoma macropomum (tambaqui) is the source of this 2328-nucleotide messenger RNA. Its product is annotated as macrophage mannose receptor 1-like. The record is from RefSeq and is a predicted model, not a curated record. NCBI's taxonomy places the organism in Eukaryota, Metazoa, Chordata, Actinopteri, Characiformes, Serrasalmidae. The coding region runs from base 241 to 1683 and encodes 480 amino acids. The transcript has 6 exons.